Westerdykella ornata is the source of this 5612-nucleotide messenger RNA. RefSeq lists its product as uncharacterized. The annotation marks the transcript as partial. Lineage: Eukaryota; Fungi; Ascomycota; Dothideomycetes; Pleosporales; Sporormiaceae. The transcript is spliced from 3 exons. The record is from RefSeq and is a predicted model, not a curated record.
CGAUGGGUGGGAUGCUUGGGGGACCGCCGGUAAGAAGAAGAAGAGCAAGAAAGAGGAGGAAGAGGAAAGAAAGAAGAAGGAGGAGGAGGAGGAAGACGCUGCUGCCGCUGCUGCUGCCGCUGCCACUGCUGCUGCUGCUGCCACUGCGGCUGCGGAUCUUAGCUGGGCUGAUCAGGCGGAUGGCAAUGGGGCAGCGGAUGAUUGGGCCUCGUUUGCUACCGUUGGAGGGAAGAAGAGUAAGAAGAAGAAGGGAAAGGGCGCCGAGGCCGCGCCUCCUCCACCCCCUGAACCCCCUGCAGCAGAUCCGGGCGCUGGAUUCGACGACAUCAAUCUCGAUGACUCGAGCGGCGCACCCAAGAUCGAAAUGUCGUUUGGAGACUCGGGCGGGGCCAAGUCAAGUCUCGGCGGAUUGGGUGGAUGGGGUGGAUGGGGAAGCAAGGGCAGCAGCUGGGGUUUCGACUCCACCACCACUGGAAAUGACGCCGCGAGUAAUGACAAUCCCUGGGGCUCACCCAAGGACAAGAAGAACUCCAAGGAUUCGUCUGGCUUUGACUUCAACUUCGACGCUUUCAACACGUCGUCUGCGCCUCCGCCCGUAGCCGAGGAGAAACCUGCAGAAGACGAGGAUGACGGCUGGGGUAGCUUCGGCAAGAAUAAGAAGAAGAAGAAGGCAACGGAGGAGCCGGCGCCGGAGCCUGAGAAAGAGGACUCGUGGGGUUCUUUCUCUUUCGGCGGCUCAAAGGACAAGAAGAAGAAGAAAAAAGGCGCUGCCGAGGAGACGUCGCCGCCGCCCCCUGAGCCGGAGCCCGUGAAGGACGAUGAUGGAUGGGGUGGAUGGGGAGCCGUCGGAUCAGGUAAGAAGAAGGGGAAGAAGGAGGAAGAAGUGCCGCCGCCUCCACCUCCGCCUCCCGAGCCUAGCCCACCCGCUGAAGAUGACUGGGCUUCGUUCGGGACAUCAGGCAAGCAGAAGAAAGGUAAGAAGGGUAAGGAAGAGCCGAAGGUCGAGGAAACACUUCCGGCACCGGAGCCCGAGCCUGUGCAGGAACCGGUCGUGGAACCUGAGCCGGUGCCUGAGCCCCCGAAGCCCGAGAUCGAUGAGUAUGCCGGGCUCAGUAAUACGCAGAAGAAGAAACUGAAGAAGCAGAAGGAGAAGGAGGCGAAAGAGAAGGCUGAAAGGGAAGAGAAGGAAGCCAAGGAGCGAGAAGAGCAAGAAGCUAAGGAGAAGGCAGAAAGAGAAGCGCAAGAAGCCAAGGAGCGCGAGGAGCAAGAAGCUAGGGAACGAGAACGGAAGGAAGCUGAGGAAAAGGCACGGCUUGAGGAGGAAGAGAAGAAGAAGAAGGAAGAGGAUAUUUGGGGAGAUUCAGCUUGGGGCACCACUUCGACGAAGAAGAAGAAGGGAAAGAAAGGUAAGGAGGAGCCUCUCCCACCUGCGCCUGCGCCACCUCCCGCCGUUCCCGAACCCCAACCUGAGAAGAAGGAGAGCGAUGAUUGGAGCUUCAGUUCCAUCUGGGGAGGCAAGAAGACGAAGAAGAAGAAGGAGCCUGAGCCCGGACCCAUCAUUGAAGACACAACCACUGUGCAAAGUCCCGAUGGUGUCGAAGAACCCAAGGCAGAGGGAGAAGAUGAGUGGGGCACUCCCUCUUGGGGCAAGAAGGUCAAGAAGUCGUCCUCGAAGGAUACGCCGGUGGAAGUAACCGAUGAUAUUUCGGCGCCCGUUCAAAAGCCCGACGAGGAUGACCCAUGGGGCAGCGCGCAGUUCAACAUGACCAAGAAGAAGAAGGGGAAGAAGGGCUCCACUUUAGCUCCGCCACCUGUUCCCACACCGCCUGGUGAAGUUGAGCUACCCGAGCCGAAGCAAAUUGAAGCGCCACCAGCUGUGGAGGAAGACCUGAAGGUAGACGACGAUCUCUGGGGUUUCAGCUCCUCGAAAAAGAAGAAAGGCAAGGACGAAGCGGUCGACGAUGGCGGCAAACUCAGCAAGACCGCGACAAAGGACUCGUCUGCUUCCAAGUCAGGCACUCCGAAGGAUACGUUUGAAGAUCUCAUUCAGCUGGACGAACCUCCCAAGGUGGAAGAGAAGAAGCCUGAGCCGCCGAAGAACGAGACAAAAACGGAGAAGAAGAAACGCCUGAAACGGGAGAAAGAGGAGGCUGCGCAGCGUGAAAAGGAAGCCAAAGAGAAGGAGGAGGAGGAGGCCAAGCAGCGUGAGAAAGAGGAAAAAGAACGCCUCGAACGCGAAGCACAAGAAGCAAAGGAGGCCGAGGAAGCUGCUGAACGAGCCCGAAUUGAAGCGGAAGAAGCGGAAAAGGCCAGGAUUGAGGCGGAAGAGGCUGAGAAAGCGAGGAAGGAGGCAGAGGAGGCUGAUAAGGCGAGGAAAGAGGCGGAAGAGGCUGAGAAGAGCUCUGGCUGGGGUCUAUUUGGUAAGAAGGCAAAGAAGGAGACGACGGCACAGAAGAAAGCGAGGGAGAAGAAAGAGAAGGAGGAAAAGGAGAGACUAGAGAAGGAGGAAGCCGAACGGUUAGAGCGCGAGGCAGAAGACGCCAGAGAGGCAGAAGAAGCAGCCGAGAGGGCCAGGAUCGAAGCUGAGGAAGCUGAGAAGGCGAGAAUUGAGACUGAGGAAGCCGAAAAGGCACGGAUAGAGGCCGAGGAGGCCGCAAAGAAGAAGGAAGCGGAAGAGGCGGAGAAGAGUUCUGGAUGGGGACUCUUCGGAGCAUCGAAGAAGUCGACAAAGAAGGAGACUGCCACUCAGAAGAAGGCUCGUGAGAAGAAGGAGAAGGCCGAGCGGGAGGAAGCCGAGCGCGUGGAACGGGAAGAAAAAGAACGCCUUGAGAAGGAAGAACAGGAACGGCUUGAGAGGGAGGAACAGGAACGCCUUGAGAAGGAGAAAGAGGAGCAGGAGAAACUGGAAAGGGAAGCCAAAGAAGCCGAAGAGGCCGCCAAGAAGAAAGAAGAGGAAAGCAGCAGCAUAUGGGGAUCUUGGGGUGGCCUCAAGAAAAAGGAGACGGCUAGCCAGAAGAAGGCUCGUGAAAAGAAGGAGAAAGCUGAGCGCGAGGAGCAGGAGCGGUUGGAGCGUGAGGCCAAAGAAGCCGCGGAAGCUGCAGAGAAGGCUAAGAAGGAGGCCGAAGAAGCUGAAGCUGCACGCAUUGCUGCUGAACAGGAGUUCCUCGAAACCACUUCGUCUAAGAAGAAAAAGAAGAAGGGGAAGGGCGCUGUCGAAGAGCCUGCACCACCUCCGCCGCCGCCGCCGCCUCCUCCCGCUGACGAGGAUCUGCUCGAUCUGGUCAAAGAUGUCCCUGCGGGUGAUCUACUCGCUGAACUAGAGAAAGACACCGCUUCUCCAGAAGAAACAUCAGGAGGAUGGGGAAGUGCUUGGGGCAUUUCCUUGCGCAAAACCAAGAAGACACCGCCGAAGGAAGAUGCGGUCAUGGUUGAGUCAGCCCGUGACAUCUCGCUUAUGGAGGAACCGAACGUGCCAGAACCUGUUGUCGCUGACGAACCACCCCCCAAGGCAGCCAAGUCUAAGAAGUCUGCAAAGUCGGGUGGUGUGGUUGCGGAACGGCUAAAGGCACUGCAGGAGAAGAGUGGCGAUAAAUCAAAGAUUGCAGAACUGGACUUUGAAUUUGAAGCCCCGGAACCACCUCCACCUCCUCCGCCACCACCGGAACCACCACUUGUUGAAGUCGUUGAGACAACGACGAAGAAGUCUUCGAAGUCCAAGAAGGAUAAAUCCUCGUCAAAGUCAAAGGUGAAAGAGCCACCUGUGGUGAUUCCAGAUCCUGAGCCUGUGGUACUUGCCAAGAAUCCCUCACCCGUGCCUGGUGGCUUUCCCAUGGACGACGAUAUGGACUUGCUUGACUUCAAUGACGCGGAAAUGGUCGAUGCCCGUGCGGACCCGCCUCCUCCGCCGCCGCCGCCAGCAGAGCCUGAACCUGUUGUUGUCGUCGUCGACAAAAAGGCCGAGAGGAAAGCGAAGAAGGCGAAGAAGGCGAAGGAGAGCAGCAAAGCCAUUGUUGAUGCUGCAGAUAUCGUCGAGAUUAUUGACCUAGCUGAACCACCUGCACCUCCACCUCCACCGGCUGAACGUGACGAACCUGCCGAACCUACCCUCGAUAUGGAGAUUGUCGAACCCCCGGAGAAGCUCCCGACACCGCCUCCCGAACCUGAAGUCAAACCUGAACCUGUAAAGAAGGAACGUGCAAAGGUGGUGCGACCCGCUAAUGGAGGAGCGAAUUGGGGUAUAUGGGGUGUCGCUGCCGGUGCGGCGGCUGCAUCACGACAGAAGCAGGCAAGAAAGCAGUCUACAGAUGAUGGCGCCAGUGCAACCCCAGUAAAGGCAAGCUUGAGCCGCUCCAAAUCAUCGCAGGUCUCUCCCGGAAAGGACAAGGACGUCAUGUCAAAAUCUUCAGGGUCAGACAAGACGAAUAAGACGCGGCCAAAGCCUGCGCGUGCUGCGACGGGCUUGGGCGCACUGUUUGGUGUACCUCCUCCGCAUUCUUCGUCGCGUGCAAAGUCACAUCGGACCUCUGCGACUCCCAAAACGAUGUCUCGAAGACCGUCGUUUGAUGGCGACGCUGCUAUGAUGUCGCCGCCUCAUACAGAUGUAGAUGUCAAGGUGCCUUCAAAGGCGGCAAAAGUCAUGGGUAUGAAAGGUUCCGUCAGCAGGCGAUCAAGUACCAGGGACAAGGGCAAAUCCAGAGCUGUACCAGACGCGUAUGCCAUCCCCGACGAUCUGGACAUGCCAUUGGAUGAUGAUGCGCCCGCAUCACCCACACCCGCUCCCAAGGCUGAGUCAUCCCGACGCAAGUCGUCGCGGGAGCCUACCGCUGUUACUCCAGCUGAACCGUUGACUGCACCACCGAGUGCCGAUGAUCCCGUUGACAUUGAUCCAAUGUCUGUCGAACCUCCUCACGUCGAAAGACACCAUAGUGAGCGAUCGAGACGAGACCGCAACACUUCGAAAGCAAGAGACUUAGCUACUGCGGGGGUUGCGGCUGGGGCUGCUGCAGCCGCUGCCGGCGGCCUGAUGAGCAUGUUUGGACUUGGGUCGCGCAAGAAGGGUCAGGAGGAAGACAAGCACGAGCGUCGCAGGAAUGCAUACGAGACCGAAGACGAACGCCGCCGCCGUAAACGAUCGUCCACGCGAGGUGCAGCGACCGAAGACGAAGCGAAACGGCUCCGUCAUGAGCGACGUAGUGUUCGCCGCUCCUCUCACAUGCCUGACGGAGCAGACAUGAUGAGCGGUGGUGCUGGGCCUGGCGAGGAUCUUGACCCGGAGCGCGAGGCCAGACGCGCAGAACGUAAAGCUCGACGCCAGGCAGAGAAGGAAGCACAACGCGCUGAUCUGGAAGCGGCUGAAGCCAAGGCGGAGCGUCGUCGUAACCGCGAGCGCGAGAAGGAGAGCGCGAUCCUUGCGGAGAAGAAGGCGAGGCAGAUGGCGGAGCUGGAGCGACGCAACAAGGAGGCUGAGGCUGAAUUGCGUCGCAUGGAGGAAAAGAAACAGCGCAAAGCUGCACGCGAGCAACGUAGGGCAAUGGAAGAGUCAGAGCGUGAGCGUGGUGAGCACCGUUCUUCUAAGCGCAGAGACAGGGAACGGGAGGGUUCUCGUCGUCCUA